AUGACCUGGGGCCUGGUAGCCGGGUCGGCCCGACCCAUCCCCCGUCCUCCUCACCAUCCACCCGCUCUGCCCCACUCUCUUUUCCACUUCCCCUCCCCUCAAGCAGGCGUGGACCUGCCGAGCCUUCGCACCGUGCGGCGAACCGAACCUGUGCACACCACCAGGCUCGGCACCGGCUGGGCCUGGGGGAGGAGGGGUGGGAGAGGGAAGGAGGAGGAGGAGGAGGAGGAGGAGGAGGAGGAGGAGGAGGAGGAGGAGGAGGAGGAGGAGGAGGAGGAGGAGGAGGAGGAGGCGGAGGAGAAGGAAGAGGAGGAGGAGGAGGAGGAGGAGGAGGAGGAGGAGGAGGAGGAGGAGGAGGAGGAGGAGGAGGAGGAGGAGGAGGAUGAUGAUGAUGAUGAGGAGGAGGAGGAGGAGGAGGAGGAGGAGGAGGAGGAGGAGGAGGAGGAGGAGGAGGAGGAGGAGGAGGAGGAGGAGGAGGAGGAGGAGGAGGAGGAGGAGGAAGAGAAGGAGGGCGAUGGGGACAGGAUUGAGAGAUUAGUGGAGAGGAGAAGUGACACAGAGAAGGAUAGGAAGGAGAUACGGAAGGGAGAGGAGGAGGGAAGAAGAGGGAAGAGAGGAAAGGAAAAGAGGGGCGGAUGGGGAGGGGAGUGUGAUGGAGGUGGCAGAGGAGGGAUUGAGUGA
Messenger RNA from Closterium sp. Naga37s-1, 681 nucleotides. The record is from the annotation of a GenBank genome assembly. Lineage: Eukaryota; Viridiplantae; Streptophyta; Zygnematophyceae; Desmidiales; Closteriaceae.